Molecule: messenger RNA, 1405 nt
Organism: Astyanax mexicanus (Mexican tetra)
Lineage: Eukaryota; Metazoa; Chordata; Actinopteri; Characiformes; Acestrorhamphidae
Gene: miox
Product: myo-inositol oxygenase
Exons: 10
Coding region: 90-950 (286 amino acids)
Biological process (GO): inositol catabolic process
Cellular component (GO): cytoplasm
Molecular function (GO): iron ion binding; inositol oxygenase activity
Source: RefSeq, a predicted model, not a curated record
GAUAAAAAGGGCAGUCAGGAGACAAGAUACUGAAACACAUCAUUCACUUUCAUCAAACACAAGAAGCUUGAAGAACACCCUCAUUAAAAAUGAGGGUGGUUAACCUGGGUCCAGACCCCUCACUUGCGUACCGCCCUGAGUACCUGCUUAAAGAUGCCAAAGACCAAUCUCAAUUCAGAAACUUUGAGAGUGGAGAACUGUUUGACCGCGUGUUUACCACAUACAAACUGAUGCACACACACCAGACCCUGGACUUUGUCAAACAGAAGCACGCUGAAUGGGCGGGCUGUACUCACUCUCGUAUGACUGUGAUGGAGAGCAUUGACUGUCUGGACCAGCUGAUCGAUGAAUCCGACCCUGACGUUGAUUUCCCCAACUCUUUUCAUGCCUUCCAAACUGCUGAGGGCAUCCGCAGGGAACACCCAGACAAGGACUGGUUUCAACUGGUUGGUUUGAUCCAUGACAUUGGGAAAAUCAUGGCCCUUUGGGGAGAGCCGCAGUGGGCAGUGGUUGGAGACACAUACCCUGUAGGCUGCAGGUUCCAGAACUCUAUCGUUUUCAGAGAGACUACAUUUGUGGAAAAUCCAGAUGACAAGAACAGCAGCCUCAACACAGAGUGUGGGAUUUAUAAAACUAACUGUGGACUUGAGAAUGUUUUCAUGUCUUGGGGACACGAUGAGUAUUUGUACCAAGUGAUGAAAUUUAACAAGUGUCCGAUCCCAGAGGAGGGUCUGUAUAUGAUCCGGUUCCACUCGUUCUACCCCUGGCAUUCUCACGGAAACUACAUGCACCUGUGCAACGAGAAAGAUCUGAAGAUGCUGCCCUGGGUCAAAGAGUUUAACAAGUUUGAUUUAUACACUAAAAGCACAGAGCUGCCUGAUGUGGAACAGCUGAAGCCAUAUUACCAGUCUCUUAUUGACAAGUACUGUCCAGGAGUGCUGUCCUGGUGAACACGCACCACAAUCUGCACAAUCAGCAGUAUCUGAAGUACCACAAUAUAUGAUGUAGCGCUCACAGAAUGGAGUUUGUUCAAAGAAGUCUCUGAUCUAUAGUAAAGCUUGUAUACAAUUUAAAGGAAAAAGAAAGGGCUUGCAAAUCUGAUAUAAGCAAUCUAAUGUUAAGAGCCUUGUGUUUCUCUGCCAUACUGAUUAAACCAUCAUUUUCACUGUAUACCAAUGUGUUUUAUAAGGCCAUUUAGUAACAUUGUCACUGUAUCCUGUUGUGUAAAGACUUUUUGCAAAGCCUUCAUGCAUCACCUCUUCUCUGUAUACUGAUAUUUAAGAGUCAAAUAAGGCCAUGGAAUCUUAUAAGGCCAUGCUUUGGUAUAUUCACAGUAUAACAAAAUGUAUCAGAGACUUAUAAGGUAAUUGAAUCACAUUCACAGUAUACUAAAAUAAUAAAAACU